This is a messenger RNA of Scomber scombrus (Atlantic mackerel), 1109 nucleotides long. It is a transcript of the gene vma22, whose product is annotated as coiled-coil domain containing 115. The transcript has 5 exons. Gene Ontology annotation, biological process: vacuolar proton-transporting V-type ATPase complex assembly. The record is from RefSeq and is a predicted model, not a curated record. Gene Ontology annotation, cellular component: extrinsic component of endoplasmic reticulum membrane. NCBI's taxonomy places the organism in Eukaryota, Metazoa, Chordata, Actinopteri, Scombriformes, Scombridae. Bases 104 to 769 code for a protein of 221 amino acids.
CCAUGAUCAGUCUAUGCAGUCUACUUUAACGUCUGUUUUGUAGUAGCGAUAACGACUGCAACGUGUGUAUUGGACACUACUUAAACUAGUUCAACAAGCAAACAUGGGUGUGACGGAGUUAGAGGAAUCUUCUCUGUUACUGGACGAAAAGCUGCUCCGUUUCAUGGACCAGCUGGAGUUACUGGAGGAGAAACGAGCCACUCUCAACACUCUCAUAGAACAGGGAUGGUUUUCCAUGUCCAAGGCGCGAUAUUCCAUGGGAAACAAACAGGUCUCAGCUCUUCAAUACGCAAGUGAGAUUGAGCCGCUCAUCUGUGUUCAUGCAAGAUCCCUGGAUACUGGGAAGAUGGACUUCUGCGCAGAAAGAGUUUCACAAAAGUGUAGCAUUUCUGGAAAAGAUGAUAGGUCAAUAGAGGAUAUUGGCCCUCAAGAAGAAGGUGUCAGGAAAAGAAUAAAAUCAAAAAAGGAUGUUACAAAAAAAGAGACAAGUGAAGAUGCAAGUAGUGAGAAAGCUCCCGAAGUUCCUCCUGUCAGAAAAAGUGAUCAGAAUCCUCAGCAAGACCCACUGAAAUGGUUUGGGAUUUUGGUGCCACAAUCUCUUAAACAAGCACAGUCGUCAUUCAAGCAAGUAAUAGAUCUGUCUGCUGAGAUUGCAACCCUUCAGACUGCAGUUUUGAUUGCCAGACAAGACCUGAUGCACAGCAUGAAAGAGAAAUACACUCUCCAGGAGAAAACCUCGGGUGCUCAGCUGGACAAGGUGGCAGACUAAAUAAGAAUCAAAUGGAGGCUGAAUAUGAUCAGAUCUAUGGCCACAGAGCGUGACAGAAUGAAGUCACUAGAUUAUGUGUCAGGAGCCCAUAAAACUCCAACUGGUGGAGAUAAACGCUGUAGCAGUUGUUACUUGACAGUUCAUUUGUAAUACAUUAUAUGUGAACUCGUGCUGUUUUGACUGUCUGACGUGUAUUAGUAGAUGGAUGUGAUUGUGAAUGCUGUCUUUGAGGAUUUACUCAGGAUCAAUACAAUUUGUAUUGUACUAUGUAUUUAUAAAAUGAACAGAAACUUUUUGAACCAAUUCAAUAAAUUGUGCUUGUUGUAAUGUUUUAACAUUA